Trichechus manatus latirostris (Florida manatee) is the source of this 15179-nucleotide messenger RNA. It is a transcript of the gene ZNF395, whose product is annotated as zinc finger protein 395. Gene Ontology annotation, biological process: regulation of transcription by RNA polymerase II. Lineage: Eukaryota; Metazoa; Chordata; Mammalia; Sirenia; Trichechidae. The record is from RefSeq and is a predicted model, not a curated record. The transcript is spliced from 9 exons. Bases 5143 to 6678 code for a protein of 511 amino acids. Gene Ontology annotation, cellular component: nucleus. Gene Ontology annotation, molecular function: RNA polymerase II cis-regulatory region sequence-specific DNA binding; DNA-binding transcription factor activity.
UUUCACUGGCCCUCUACCUUACCAAGCAUGUUUUCCUCCAAAGUACUUGAGAAGCAGUCCGCUAUCCUCACUUCUAAGGAGCCUUAUGGCUGUACUCCUUAGUGCCCUCUUAGAAGGCAGUAUGUGUAUAAAGGUCUUCCUAAACCUCUAAAUAAUUAACAGUGAGUUGGGCUGUUUGACGAGGUCAGACCAAGGCAUUGACCUUUAUUUUGUAGGUAGGAGGGUAAGAUGCAGGUGGAAAAGAGAUUUUCAAGGAAAGAAAGUGCAUGAGGAAAUAAAAGUAUAGACUUGUAGAACUGGGAACUAUUUUUUUUUUUUUUUUACCAAGGUUCAUUGACAUAGAGAAAAAAUACCAUAUAGGUAAAAUGCAAUUUAAUGGAGUAUUUUGUUUUGAGAGCUCCUAUACCUACUGGGAUAAUGGGAGGAACGUUGUCUUUGACACCAGAUGGACAUGGGUUCAAACCCUAGGGCUGCUGUUCCCUAGUAGCAUGUGGCCUCUGCAACCUAAUCUCUUUGUGGUCCAGAUUCCUCACCAGAAAUAAAAGAUAUGUUCAUCUCAGAUUGUUCUGAGGGUUAAAUUAGAUACAAUUUGUGAAAGCCAGUAUGUAUUAGGCAUUUAAUAAAGAUAUUUUCCCUUCUCUCUCUUCUAUUUUUAAAAAUUGUGAUUUGGGAGUACUAUAAAUAAAUAAUAAAACGUAUAGUAUUUCAGUGUGGAAUUUGGGCCAGUUAAAGGAGAAAAGCUAGAGAAUGGGACAAAUGUAUAUGGAAACAAGCCUGAAGUGGGCACUGUGUAUGCCAACCCAGCAGAUUUUGGAAGUUGCAUGCUUAAAAACAAAAGGUAUUCUUUAAAUUAAAAAAAAAAAAAAAAAAGAAAGUGGUUUACAAAAGCACUGUUAGAGUUUGUUAGCCAAGCAUUUCAGGCUCUGUCUAAAGAUUAGAAGCCCAGGAAUUUGGAAAUGCUACCCUUUCUUCAUUUUUAGUGGUAGAAACCCCAGACUUCCUGUUCUGGAAAGUGGGGGUGGCCACCCCAUGUUUGUCAAGAAAAGGGUUGUCUCUUUCUCUGGAUUGAUGCUUCCAUCUUCUGUCUCUAAGUGGCAUUGCAACUUCACCCCGUGCUCUUCUGAGUUGAAUAAAAUCAAACUGAGAGUUAGAGGCGUUUGUUUCUGGCCUGAGACUUCAAGGACAAACAUAGGUGACUGAGUUUCGAAAACCGAUUUAGGGUCAAUGCUCUGGUAGCAAAGUUGUUAAGAGCUUGGCUGCUAAUCAAAAGAUCAGUAAUUCAAAUCCACUAGCCGCACCUUGGAAACCCUGUGGGGCAGUUCUACUCUGACCUAUAGGGUCACUGUGAGUCAGAAUCUGUUCGCCAGCAACGGGAUUAUACAUUUUUCUGUAGUGGUAAAGAAUUUACUCCUUAUAUUUUUCUUCCUUUUUAUUGUUUUAGUAAAGCUUUUUAAUACAGUGUUAUUGAAUGUAAAAUCACCAGACACCUGUAUGAAUGCUGAGACUCUGACUUUUAUCUUUUUUUUUUCCCCUAGGGAAUUCAUGGUAGAAAUACCAUGCUAUCUAAUUCCAGCCCUUGAGGCUUGAAUAACACACUUGUAAAACAAACCACUCUUUUUCUUAACAUUUGCAACUUUAUUAUUAUUUUUUAAAAUUAUUUUUGCCAUUUACUUUGUGUUAUUGUGGAGAUGUUCUUUAGCAUGAUCUGCUGGGAUGGUUAGGAAAGAAGCUAGGAUUAGGGUGAUCUGAAGAUGACAUGGGACCGAAACAAAGUGCUGAGGUACUUUUGAAUGAGGGUAAAACAUAAAGGUGGUUUAUAGAACUGUUCAAAGAAAGUUUGAACCAAUAGCUAUGGUGACAGGUUUUUUCUUGGUGUGAAUGCGGGCUGGGAAAGAGGAAUGGGUUUGUGUGUGGGAAUGUGGUUAGGGCAGUGUUGAAAUGCUAAGCUUUAUAGACUGGGUGGAAUUAGCCUGGUAGGGCAUUCCGGAUAGGGGAAAUGGCAUUGGUAUGGAGGGAUGUGAAAGCUAUACUUGCUACAGCACCUGGGAUUAGCUUUGCACAUAUCAGGCCCUCAAUUAACGGAAAUAAAUGAAUAGGAGGGAGCAGAGGAUCUGGAAGAGCUGUGAGUGUGCCAGGGAGUCAAGAGAAGAAGACCCACAGGAAGGCUGAGGAACUGCAAGGGCUCUGGAGAAGGAGGGUGUUUGCAGUGUGCUGGGUCUGAUCCUUCCCCUCCUGCCAGCAGACCCUGGGCCUGGGAGCAGGGGCUGUAUGUAGGAGCAAAGGAAUCAGAUUUGUGGGGAGGGAACUGCAAAGUUCAGGCUUGUUGUCUGUGAUUGAAUGAAAGUCAGUUCUCAGAGGGGAGCUUGUGAGAAUGAAGCUGGUGAGAAGGGCAACAAGUAGCUGAAAAUGGGAGGGGUGACAAGUUAGGAGUGUGCAUUUGGUGGUUGCGAGCACAAAGCUGGACUCUUUGGCGGUUGAGUGGUACCUUGUGAUCCCAAUUUAUGAUGUAGAUGGUGGAGAUGGGUGUCAGUGGAGCCAAAGAAAAUGAGAAAUAGGGGCAUGGGAAGCCAUAUGUCAUAGGUCACAGGAAGAGCCAGAGCAUAUUUGGAAAGAGGAGGGAGAACAUGGUUUAACAGUAAGAAACACAGACUUUGAAGUCAGCAGAUCCUGGGGUCCCCGUCCUGACUGUGCUUCUUACCAGCUUUGAUUUUGGUCAAGUUUCUUAAUCUUUCUGAGCCUUAGUUCUUUUUUUUUAAAUUGUGGUAAAACUUAGUUUUUUAAAGAGUAGAACAAGGAUGGUACCUGUGAGUGAAAGAAUGCCUGUAAACCACUUAGCACAGAGUCUGGCAAAAUAGUCAAUGCUCUCAAGUGUUAGCUAUAAGUACAGUGUGUAUAUACAUAAAUAAGGUGUUCAGUGGUGAGCCAUCCAAAUGAUGUGAGGGUUAAAAAAUAUCACCUAAAUGGAAAAAAAAAAAAGGACUAUUCAUCCUGGAAAGGUAAUGUUUGUAAGGAUCUGAAAGGUAAGGCUGGUAGAAUUCCCCAGUGAAAGACAUCGAGUCCAGGGCUUUUCUUUGUUGGGAGGUUUCUGGUUACAAAUUCAAUUUCUUCACUUGUUAUGGGUCUUUUGAGAUUUUCUACUUCCUCUUGAGUCAGUUUAGGUAGGUUAUGUACUACUAGGAAUUUAUUCAUUUCGUCUAAGUAAUCAAGUUUAUUGGAGUACAAAUUUGUAGUAUUCUUUUAUGAUCCUUUUUAGUUUGUUGAGUCAGUUGUAAUGUUUUGGCUUUAGUUUCUUCUCUCUUUUUUCUUUGUCAGUCUAGCUAAAUUUUGUCAAUUUUCUGAAAGGUAAAUCUAAUACAGAAUUACAUAGAAGCCUAUGCCCAAACGGUUUAUUUCCACUUAGGCUAGAGCUAGAUUGGACUUCAUCACAUCAAUGUUACUUUGCAUUUAUAUCACACUUUACAGUUUGUGAAGAGCUUCUUCAGAAAUGUUCUCAUUUGAUCCUGUGAGGCGUCGGUAAGAAUAGUAAUUAGUGUUCUGAUUUAUUGAUGAGGAAACAGGAUCUGAGAGGUUAAAGGGACUUGAAACUGAGUGGGGACUGACCGUGGGUCCUCUGAUAGCUGAUCUAGUAUGUUUUUCCCUGAAUCUCACUUAGCAGGGAGGAAGUGGGUUAGAGCAGGCAUUUCCUAGUAGGAAGGUUGUUGACUGAUGUGGAUUCCUGAGGGAAGUUGUAGAGCCUUUUUCAUGGGAGAGACCUGGAAGAUGGAGUUACUCUUUUCUGGAAUGGUAUGAGUGUUUGAAGCUGGAGUGGCCCAGAUGGCCUCUGAAGGCUCUGCCCAGUCUUGUGGUCAUUGAGUGCCAAGGGUGUUAGAAUCCUUCCUCAGGCAAGAGGAUUUUAACUAAUGAAGCAUGAAACCAAGGUUCUUUUUUUGAUCUCUUCACUAGCUCUUCUCCUGUAUAAAAUGGUGAGGCUAGUACUACCUGUUUCCCUGCUUUCUGGAGUUGUUGUGUGAUAAAUGAGAGGUACUUGGAAUCCCAGAGGAUGCUAAAAUGAUGUGUGUCAUUUUCAAAUGAGCCCCUGAGCCCUGGGUGAUCAGUGAAACUUUCCCUCAUGAUGCCAGUUGUGGGAUGAGGUUGACGAGGCAUGGAAUAGUCUCGUUUGGUUUAUGUCAGGGUAACACAGGUUGUCAGGAAGAAUAAACAGCCGUGCUGUCCUACAUUUUGAAGACACCUGAAUACAUUAGUGGUCCGACACUAGGUGCUGUUGGAAGCAAUGUGCAGGCAACUUCGAGGCAGAGCAGGAAAAUGGAAAGAGCCCUGGAUUGAGAGGAAGGAGACUAGACCUUGUUCCAGCUCUGGCACCAACUACGUUUGUCACUAUGAACAAGACACUUAAGCUGUCAGCUUUAGUUUCCUAAAGUGUAAAAAUGAGACGAAUGACGUGGUUCAUAUCUGGUUCUUUGCAGCUUUGAAGACAACUAAUCUUCAAGUAGCCUAGGAAUCUGCAUGUGUCAGACAGAUGCUUUGACCUAGCAAUAUUUUAUCCAGGAAUUUAAGCUAAGAAAGUGAUUGAUGUGUAUGUGUGCUGAAGUUCAGCAGGCAGAGCAGGAUGUUCACUGCAGGCAGAGCAGUUUAAACAGCAAAGCAUUGAACACAACUUUAACGUACAAUAGUAAGGGAUUUGUUAAAUUAGCAGUGAUGCAUCCACCUAAGAAAAUACUGUGUGGCUUUUAGAAGUGUUUUUAUAGAAUAAUAUUUAAUGAUAUAAUAAAACUUACACAGUAUAUUAAGUGAAAGUUCAGUUUACCAAUGAUCCCAUUUUUGUAGAAAUAACAGUAUAUAUAAAUAACAUGUAGAAGAAAGCAUGGAACACUAUACAACAAAAGAGUAACGUACCUCUGGGAGGCAGGUUUAUGAGUGAUUUGUUUUUUGUUGUGGUUAUCAGUAUUUUCUAAAUGUCCUAUUUUUGUAAAGAGAAAAAAAUUGUAAAAGUUACUUUAAGAUGUUUCAUUCAAUGUAACUGACAUUGGCUCCUUCUGUGUGUAGGGUGCCGUAUUGAAUGCUGAAGGAAGUCCCUGCUUUCAGAUUCCUCCAGAUAGUGGUAAAGGAUUCUGCUCUCUUUGCCUCCCCAGGAAAGGCAGCAGCAUGGCCAGUGUGCUUUCCCGGCGCCUUGGUAAGCGGUCCCUCUUGGGAGCCCGGGUGUUGGGACCCACUGCUUCAGAUGGGCCACCGGGGACCGUCCAGCCCUUGGAACCUCAAGUGGAGCUACUGGAGAGGGCUGCUCCACAGCCUUUCCUUGCCUAUAAGGACAGUUCCUGCCCUGAACAACCCAAGGAAGUCCUCAAGGCUCCUGGCAUCUCAGGCCUCCAGCAGGUGGCUUUUCAGCCUGGGCAGAAGGUUUAUGUGUGGUAUGGAGGUCAAGAGUAUACAGGACUGGUGGAGCAGCACAGCUGGGCAGAGGAUAAGGUGACUGUCUGGCUGUUGGACCAGAAGUUACAAAUCUGCUGCAAAGCAGAGGAGGUGUGGCUUGCAGAGCUGCAGGGCUCCAUUUCCCAGGUACCACCUACAGAGCAGGGAGCCCAGGUGCCAGCCUACAGGCCUGUCUCCAGGAACAUUGACGUCCCAAAGAGGAAGUCGGAUGCAGUGGAAAUGGAUGAGAUGAUGGCGGCCAUGGUACUGACAUCCCUGUCCUGUAGCCCAAUUGUGCAGAGUCCUCCUGGGGCUGAGGCCAACUUUUCUGCUUCCCGCUCAGCCUGUGACCUGUGGAAGGAGAGUGGUGACGUGUCCGACAGCGGCAGCAGCACCACCAGUGGGCACUGGAGCGGGAGCAGUGGCAUUUCCACCCCCUCUCCCCCCCACCCCCAGGCCAGCCCCAAGUAUUUGGGAGAUGUCUUUGGUUCCCCCCAAACUGACAAUGGAUUUGAAACAGAUCCUGACCCUUUCCUGUUGGAUGAACCAGCUCCACGCAAAAGAAAGAACUCUCUGAAGGUGAUGUACAAGUGCCUGUGGCCAAACUGUGGCAAAGUUCUGCGCUCAGUUGUGGGCAUCAAACGACAUGUUAAAGCCCUCCACCUGGGGGACACUGUGGACUCUGACCAGUUCAAGCGGGAGGAGGAUUUCUAUUACACAGAGGUGCAGAUGAAGGAAGAAUCUGCUGCUGUUGCUGGCACCCUUGCACCUGGGACCCCCACAACUGAACCAGCUCCCACCCCUAGUGUGACCAGCACACCUCUUGCCAUUCUUUCACCACCUCCUCCCAAAGCCCAGUCCUCAGGCCCGGAACACCCUGGCCUGGAGACUUACCUGCCCUCUGGCACUCUCAGCAAGUCAGCUCCUGGUUCCUUCUGGCACAUUCAGGCCGACCAUGCGUACCAGGCUCUGCCGUCCUUUCAGAUCCCCGUCUCUCCGCAUAUCUAUACCAGUAUUAGCUGGGCUGCCGCCCCCUCCACUGCUUCCUCCCUUUCUCCGGUUCGGAGCCGGUCACUAAGCUUCAGCGAUCCCCCACAGCCACCACCUGCAAUGAAAUCUCACCUGAUUGUCACUUCACCACGGGCCCAGAGCAGUGCCAGGAAAGCCCGUGGGGAAGCGAAGAAGUGCCGCAAAGUGUACGGCAUUGAGCAUCGAGACCAGUGGUGCACAGCCUGCCGGUGGAAGAAGGCCUGCCAGCGAUUCCUGGAUUGAACUUGUCGAACCGGCUCAUCCUCUGUUCUUUCUGGCCCUGACCUGCAGCCGGAUGACAAAAGGCAGACGUGUCACAAGAAGCCCUCAGCAGAAACCUAAAAGAUAAAGGUGAAAAUGUGGAUUUGGGGCUCUACUGGCCAAAGUUUAACACUUAAAGCAUUUUUUUCCCCAUGGGGGAACAUUUUAUUUUUUAAAAAAGAAACAAAACUAUUUUUCCCCUAAAAUAGGAGAGAGCCAAAACUGAGCGAGGGUAUUCUACAGUAAACCAGAGACCAAAGAAUGAAUGACCCUCCCUUUCCCACACCUUGUUUCUCUAGGGUAUUAGUUUGUACGUAUCAAAAGAAGGAACAGCUUAUUCUGUUUCUUGCUGAGUUGGUGAUUUCUUUGCUUUCUCAACUCUUCCAGAAGGAACUGUGAGCAAGAUGAAUUUACUUUUGUUAAAAAAAAAAAAAGUUUCUGGCUGGUCACUCAGAGAGCAGGACCCAUCGCGAAUGGGGGUGGGAAGAGUCUCUGUGCACUUUCCAAGGUGCCACCUCCUCUUCUCCGUCUGAAUCUGGAGAAGGGAGCUUUUGUCCUUCUCACCAAGCCGCUUCUAUGGAAGUAAAAGCGAAACCCUUUCUUGGUGACAACUCUUUGACUCUGAGUUCUCUCAGAUGUUGGGUUUUCUCCCAACAAAUAUUAUAUGGCUUCUUCUCAAAGCCCAGGCAAAUAGGUUUUUAAAGACUGUCCCAAAUUAGCUGAGCCAAAAGGCUAAAGAUAGUUCACUUUUUGAAAUGUGGCAGUUUAACACUACCUUGAUCAUUCUUUCCUAUUUCUUUGAGGAAAUGCUAGAGGGUUUUAGUAUCUGUGAAGCUCUCUGCUGUCACUGCCCUCUUGAUGCCUCCUCCCUCCAUUUAUGGAAAUGAUUCUUCUAAAACACUUUGUUUUCUUCCGUGAUUUAUUCUGAAGCCUUUAUUCUGGACACUCUAUUAAAGUGCCCUCUUACUUCAGUGAUCUUCAGAGACCCUGGUAGGUUCUUCACCAGGGAUGCCUCCAAUAUCCCUCCUAAGGCUGCAGGUGGGGAUGGCCGUGGAAGAGGGAGAGAGAAGGGAACAGAUAGAAAGGCAAGUGGCAGAUGGCUCCCAUGAUGGAGAGGGAGCUCACAGGUCCCCAAUUGUUCUAUUAUCUAACUUUCCCCUUUGGGAAGAAUCUAAACUUAUUCCUAAGGUGAGAAGGAGCCCAGGACUCUUCAGUUAACACAGGAAAGUUGUUCUGGAUCCUUUGUCCAGUGUUGGUCUAGUCAAUGCGAUGUGGAGGGUCAGUUUGAUGGUUGUAACCUUCUCAGAUGCCUGUUGAGCACCAUCUCUUGCCUGAAGGUAGGAUAGUUGGAUGUUAAAGAGACUCCUGGGGCAGGAGUCCUGGGGUGUGUGUGAGGUUCAGGCUGAGGAAUCAAGUGAAGAAGAUGUGGGGUUGAAUUUGCAGCUACUAGAGUUUAGGCCUUUAGUGUUUCUGGAGACCACAGGAAUUUAAGGGAACCUGGGCCGUGUUGCUUGUGAGGUAAAUAAGCAAAAAUAUUGUUGUUGGGAAGGGAGAUUUAGGGAGUUUAUUGCCAUGCUAGCUAAUGAUUAAUAACGACUGAGUGACAUGGGCCCUGAAAGUAGGGCAAGUUUUUGUUUUGGAGCCUCACCUUUCUUCUAAGCAUGAAGAAUUCCCCAGGGCCUGCUUGAGUGUGGCCACCAGUGCCAGUUAUCCUAAGGAGUCCUGGACCUGCAUCCCAGAUGUCAGGGCUCAGGGAAUCCCACCAGGCCACCUCUCCUGGGACUGAGCAGCAGCGUCUACCCCUUGAUUCUAAUCUAGGCUGUCCUCUUGGUCCCAGGUGAAAAUACCUGGCUACUGAAGUUCCUUUGGCCAGCCUCCCGUGGGAAAUACACAUACACUUUUCAAUCCAAGGCACAUUUAAUGUUAAAAAAAAAAAACAAAACAACCCUGCAAGUCUAAGAAUAGGGGUGUGAUAUUGUAAAGGAUGAUGGUGGCUUUGUUUGGUGAUAGAAGGGAAAGGCACACUUAUGCAUGGGUGUUUUUGGUGGUGAUGGGAGUAUAUUUUUAAACUUAGUUAAAAAAAAAAAAAAUUAUGUGGGAUUCUGAUUCUUGGUAAAGCUAGAAACCAGGCCAGUAAGAAGUGGCCCAGGGUUCUUCCUCUUCUCCCUUCUGCCUCACUGAGAAUUAAAAGCUGACAUCAGGCUAUUACUUUUCCUCCCCAUGUUGUUCAUGUUCAGAUCUCAGUGGUGAGGGGAGGGAGCAUUUUGAGAAGUAGGAACUCGGCACAGGACGAUCAUCCCUUCUCUUCUAGGCAGUUUUCUUAAUCAGAGCUCUUGCUGAGUCUCUUCCCUAGAAAAGUUGCUUUACUUUCCCCGACUCAGUUUGGACUGUGUAGAUAGAUAUAACUGGGUAUAAAGAUUUUUCUCUAAGUGAGAUAGGCUUCUCAUGUCACUGGUGCACAGGACAGGAAGGGAUGAUAAAAGAAGAAAUUGAUGGAACAAUUUAAAAACUGAGGUUUUUUUUUUCCUUUUUCUUUUUUUGGUGCAGCCUUCCCUGUCUGCAUUUGCUCCUGCUCUCAUUUUGGUGGUAUUGGUCUCCUCUGCCCCUCUGCCUGUUCUCUCCUCUGUCUUGUUGCUGUUGUGUUGGUUCUUGACAUGUGAUCUGUCCUAGGGGUUGCCCCAUUUGUUUUUCUUGGGGGAUGGGAGUGGUUUGUGAAUUAAUCAAGUGAUCAUGCCUGUUUUCUUCAUCUCUGUAUCUCUCUACUUCCCAGCCCAGCCAGACAGCAGAAUCCGAUUGAGGGAAGAUGCCAGAGGUGUGCUUUUGAAACUAAUAGGACUGAUUUUCAAAGCAGUUACCUUGGGAAACUGUACAUUUAUUCCAGUGAUGUCACCCUUAUUCAAAAUAGUUCUUGGACUUAACCUUCAAAGUCUGUGGUGCUGUUUUUUGAAUUGCCUUAAUGAUGGUAAAUCACAAGUCUGCCAAAUCAUGUCUGUGGUCAAGUGGGGUAGUUGAGGUCUUAGGUGCAAAGCAAAAGGACUUACUAUUGAGUAAAAUUGCUUGGAUUUAUUUAGGUGGCUUUUAAACUGGCUCUGAAAGCAAUUCUGUGAUUUCAGAGAGUGUUUUGAGCAAUGGCCACAUGUUGUAGUAAGUCUACAGCUUCCCAAGGUGACUCUUUGAAGGAAAAUAGUAUUUUGGGUUUGGAAGCUCUGGUUUGUUUGAAUAAAUCUGUCCUGUUACUUUCUGGUUGGUCAUCUCAGGUUCUGACUUUACCAAGGGCAAAAAAGAGAAGAGGGAGAUAAAUCCCAUCUGUGAAUUUGUCUUAUUGGCACCUUUUCCCUGGCUGUCUUCCAAGUAUUAUUUUUACUGUUAAAAAUUUUUUUAAAAAUGUGAAAUGUAAUGUUUUUACAGCAGCAAUAUGAAAUAUAUUUUAUAAAGAAUAAAAUGGUACAUUGUUUGAUUUAAUUUGUGCCUGUCCCUUUGCCCUCUUCCCCUGCAAAAAAUAAGAUCAUUGUCCUUGGUGUUAAGCAAAUGAUAUCAUGUCACAUUGUUGGCAGAGCAUAUGCAUCCAUUUGCUCAUAAUAACGGUAGGUAAUAUUUACCAGAUACUAGGCCAAGUGUUUACAUAGAUUACCUGAAGUAAAUCCUCACCAUAGCCUAGGUGUGAGUUAUUAUUCUCAUUCCCAUUUUGCAGAUGUGGAGACCGGGUUAAGUGACUUGCUCAAGGUCAUGAACUAGGCAGUAAUGGCACCAGGAUUCUAAUCCAGGUGGUAACUGUUUUCUAUAAUGUUUAUAUUGACAAUGGGGAGCAUAUUCUUGGCCAUAUUCCUGUGUCUCCUGGAGAGUGGCCCAGUAUAAGAUAAUAGACUCAAGAGAAAACAAGUCACACUCUACUUACAGGAUGGGUUCUGAACCCAGGGAGCAACAUGGUUCACUCCCUGGUCAUUCCCUAAAGAUAGUCAUUCCAUGUAUUGUGAUGGCCCAGAUGUCUAGUUAGAAGCUGGCCUGGGUGGGAAGGAUGGUGGAAGCAGAAAGCAUCAUCCCACCCUUGCUACUAGGAGCCCUGGUGGCACAGUGGUUAAGUGCUUGGCCACUAACUGAAAGGUUGGCAGUUCGAACCCACCAGCGGCUGUGCAGGAGAAAAGACCUCUCGAUCUCCCGUAAAGAUUACAGCCUAGGAAACCCUAUGUGGCCGUUCUAUUCUGUCAUAUAGGGUCGCUAUGAGUGGAAUUGACUCUGUGGCGCACAACAACAACCCUUGCUGCACCGGGACUACAUGAUGCAAUUUUAGUUGCUGAAGUUUAAGAAAGACAGUGAAGCAGCUAUAGACUCAGGGAAGACUAAGUAAAAUAAACAAAGCUUGAAGAAACCGGAGAUGUGGAAAUGUGUUUAAGCAUUCAAAGUAUACUUAAAAUAAGGGGAAAUUUUUUGCCCUUUUAAGAAUCCAAGGUAGGGGGGUGGAGGGCAGAUGAGAGACUCUUGGUUAAAUCCUUUUCAUAUUAAGUCACACUGGUUGUAUGAGAGAAGCAGGUGCUGAGUAGUGAGAAGUUGAUGUGCAGUGACAGGGGUAUGCAGAGGAGGAGAGAAAGCAGAGGCAUUCAGAAGCUUUUGGGGCUGUGAGGCAGUUCUAGGAGUGGGGAUUAGGGACCCCUAAUAAUGCUUGAUGGUGAGAGUGAUGCCACCUCUGAGGAGAUGCAGGGACCUGAAGACAGAAGUCAGUCAAGCCCAGUAGCCUGUGAAGCAGGUGAGGGAGGUUGUCUUUUUCUUCCAUACAUUGGGGUAGAAUGGAGGACUUCUUUCUCCUCAUUCUGUUUUUCCUUGCCCCACCUCCUUCCCUCUAAGAAAGUAAAAAAUACAACCUGUCUGUCCUCCAAAUCAGUUAAUUGCCUUUGUGCCAGGUUUGUUUGCAGCUCUGUGCCCUGGGAGACUGACCUUUAGGGUUGCAUCAACAAAUGCCCAAACAUUCUGGCUUCCAGUUGGGUUUGGCCAACAGGAGAUACCAGGCUGGAGUUUGAAGGGUGUGGGAGGAGAGAAAUUGGAGUAUUGAGUCCUCUGGCUGCUUAGCAAAGUAUAUAAGUGGCUAUAUUUCUCUACUGAAAGCUGCAGAGCACUACAGUUCUCACUGGGUUCCAGAGACUUCCUUUUCCCUGUCAGGACUCCCCAGCUCCCCAAAAAAGUACUAUCCCUUAACUGAUUUCCUGUAACCUUGUCUACUUUUAUUAAUAGUCCUUUCAUUUAACUCUCCUCAGUUACUCCAUUUGAGGUGCUGUAUAUUUCUUGUCUGGACCCUGACAGUUGCAGCGCUUAACGUGUUUAUUGUUAAUUGGAGAUAAAAAUGACAUCAGCUUGUUAGUUUUGGCUCCACCCUUUACCUCAUGUCCCAAUCCAGUGGUUCCCAAAGUGUGGUCCCCAGCCAGCAGCAUCUGCCUCACCUAGGAACUUGUUAGAAAUGCAAAUUUCUAGUGUGUCAGAACCUGGAACGCCACAGUUUGCCCUCUCUGUGAAUCUGAUGCACACUAAAGUUUUGAGGACCACUGCCGUCCUUUGUCCCGUCCAUCCACUCCACACAGCUGUGUGCAUCUGUUUCCCCCCACUUACUCCACUUGAAUCUGGCAACACAGUAUAGUUGUGGUGUGUAUGCUCAUGUAUCUUGCACUGUAUACUUUAUAUAAAGCAGCCUUUUGCCUCUGCCUUCCAGGGAGAGGCAGUUUUGAUUGUGCAUGUGAAAUCUUAAAACAGCAAACUGAUUUAUUAACCAUUUGCUCAGUAGAAGUUUAAUGGAGAAAUAUUUGUUUAAAACAUUCAGUCAGUAAAGGACAAUCCUUUUACAAACAAGUUAUGGCAGUGACAAGUCAAAACCCCAGGCUUGUAUUUGAUUGGUCAUAUUCUUUUAACCCACCCCUAGAAGAGGGAAGAGGCAGUUGAGAAGGAGUGAUGGGGCCAUUUAAAUGUUAGCUGGAGAAAUUACAAAAAUACACUCUGAUGUAGCAACAGGGGUGUUGUGAAACAUGCCAUGGGGGAGACAGUAGGUACAAUCAGAGAGUUCUCCCUGGGGGUGGAGACCUAGAGGCAAAGCCCUCAGCGCCGGCGGAUGCUCACGGCCUUGGGGAGGAAGGAAUCCUGAUUUUCUGCUGGCAGGUCAGGGGCUGGAGACAUGCUGUUUUGGGGAUCACCCAGACACCUGGGGAGACAGAAAUGGUUAAAAUGGCAAACCCAGUAGUUUUUCUGACUCUUCAAUCCUAUCUGCCUGUUAUUCAGUCCUCUUUGACUCAAAUGAUCAAAAAGAGGCAAAGAAAAGCUAUCAACCCAGUCAUUAGUCCCUAAUGUAGCAAGAAGCGUUCCCUAACUCCCUCUGUACCUCUGUUCCCUGAUUUGAGUCUAUUGUCAGGACUAAUGGAAUAAAGGGAAGUCUGUAGGCUGUGACUUGAAAAGCAUAACAGUAGGCCCCCUGCCUAGAAACAGUGUCUCUUAUCCCUGGUAUUUGGAAUUCCAUGUCUAGCAAUUCAUUUCUUUAGGCUAGAUAGUGUCCUCAUUUAUAGUUCUCUUAUAUUGCAAGUGCUUUUUAAGCCUGAUGUCACUAAUACCUCACCAUGAAUGAAUCUGCUCACUUUCCACUGUCUAGAAGAGCCAAAGCCUGGGGCAGAGGAGAGCACCAGGGCCAGGGAAAGGGAAGAGAGACACCACGACCAGCUGUGCCCAUUUCACAGUUCUGACUAGGGCCAGUUCUGCACCGCACCCCCCCCACUUCCGAGGACAUCAUUGCACUUUCUGAAUAGGAUUCUUUAUCCCUCUCCCGUGGUAUGUGACCCCAUUUCUUCCCAACCUUAUAGGUUGAGGAGAAUGCUAGAUUGGUUUUUGAUAUCUUCGAAAUCAAGAACAGCUUUGGUAGCAGGAGUCCCCCAUGAUGGAGAAAGGACAAUAAUUGUAAUGUAGGUUGGGGUGUGUGUAUGUGAAGACAAAGUUUAAGUUGCCUGUUCUAGACUCAUAAAUACAUAUCCAUAUUAGAACUCAACAACCAUGAAUGCAUGGAAAAAUAGAGAGGUGGUUGCAGAAGGAGAAAGAAGAGCAGUUGGUGAUACCUAAAUGAGCUGGUUAAUGUUUCCGUUAAGAACUUUACAUCUUGGGCAAAGUAGCAGAUGGAAGCUAGUUACUAGCUUUGUUUCAGCUCGUCUCAGUUGGAAGCAUAGUAGAAAAUUAGAAAAAUCAAUUGCCUGAAUAGGGGCUCGAAUGGCUUUUUGAAAUAAAUUGAUUCCUGCUAGCGUGACUGAUUUUCAACUGUCUUUGGGUAAAGAAAACUGAUCUAGUUCAGAAUUAGACAUGAGUUUUAGUGUUCCUUAAUAACCACUUUAAAGAAGAAUGUCUUUAAAAUUUGAAAGAAUUCAAUACCUGUUACUUCUGAAAGAUUUACUGUUAGGUACUGUGUGGAUAUGGCUUAGGAAGAAAUAGAAUGCUUGUCAGGAUCCAAGAAGAUGACUUCAAAAACAGAGUUGAGGUUAAUUCAGGGCCUUUGGAGAUUAGUUAUUCUGCUAAAAUAAGCAUAGCAGCCUUUCCUCACCACUUAAUACAUAUGUUCAUAUUUGGCAAUGGGCCUGUUGCAAACAAGCUUGCCUACCUGCAAAGAGCUACCUUCAAAGAGCUCUGCCCCCAUGCCAGGCCAGAGAUUAACACAGAUAUUAAUAUACUUGAAGGAAGAUUACUGAUGGUCUGGCUACUUCUGACUUACGGGAAAUGAAAUAAAACAGCAUAUGUAGAUUAUUAUUUUGUUAAUGCCUCUGAGAGUCAGGGAAAAGCCCCACUUGGGUAAUAUUUUAGGAUGAUUUUGAUGGACUGACUCUUUGUAUUAGGUCAAGUUUCUAGAAUGUUUAAGGAGAGCCAUGGCACUCUGCAGAUGAUCAUAUUCCCGUAUACAAAUUAAGGCAAAGUGUGUGGUGGUUGAUGAACAAGUGGCUUGUGGAGGAAGGAAAAUCAGAAAGCAUAACUACUGGCCCUAGCAUGAACUCCUGGACUGGGGGAGAGUGGGAAAGUUUAAUGGUUUCCAUGGAAUCCAGUCACCUUAAUACAUAGUGGGUAAGGGAGAAGAUAGGUAAGCUGUCUUUGAAGAUGAAAUAACAGCAUCAUAACCACAGUAAUCAGACCCUUUGCAAAUGACUAAGAGUAGGUCCAGCUAUUGGUUCUUAGAGAUAGUCUCUGAGGAAAGGUGAGCUGAAUGGUUGCUAUGGAAACCGAAUAGGAGGAUUGAUCCCUUAACUGUCCCCAUAGUAACUAAGCUCCUGGAGAGAUGUAGAAGAAUUAGUUAUCUUAACAUACUACUAUUAUCCCCAUGGUAACCAAGCUUUAAAUGAGAGUCGUCAAAGAGCAAUCCUAGAAAAAUCUUUGCUCCCUAAAGCAAAGGUGGGCCAAUUAGUCCCCCUGUUCAGGAGGGACGGAGAUGACUCUACCUCACAGACCGCACAGUAGCUGAACUCCUUGAGGUUCUGUGUUGUGUG